Messenger RNA from Sipha flava (yellow sugarcane aphid), 3592 nucleotides. RefSeq names its product DNA replication ATP-dependent helicase/nuclease DNA2 (gene Dna2). NCBI's taxonomy places the organism in Eukaryota, Metazoa, Arthropoda, Insecta, Hemiptera, Aphididae. The record is from RefSeq and is a predicted model, not a curated record. Gene Ontology annotation, molecular function: single-stranded DNA helicase activity; 5'-flap endonuclease activity. The coding region runs from base 83 to 3445 and encodes 1120 amino acids. The transcript has 15 exons. Gene Ontology annotation, cellular component: cytoplasm. Gene Ontology annotation, biological process: replication fork reversal.
AACAUUUUUAAUUGUUUUUUUUUUUGUUUUAUGAUUAUUUUUAUUUAUUUUUUAAUAAUUGUUUUAAUAACCAAUUAUUGAAAUGAAAAGAUCUCAUAGUAAAAUUCAAAAGGUUGAAUCUUGUUCUAAGCAAAUUAAAAUUACCACUUUAUUCUCACGUAUUUCACAUGAGCCAUCCAAAAUUGAAAAGGCAAAUAAUGAUAAUAAAACACCUAUUAUGAAAUCUUUGCCAAGCCCGAUUUCAAGUCCAGAUAUUAUACCACCAUCUCCAAUAUUAAAAAAAAAAUCAAUCAAAGCAAAAAGAAGUUUAAAUUGUAAAUUAAUUGAUGACAUAGAUCUUAAUAAUAAGUCUUCAAAUAAUGUUAUUAUCUCCAAAAAAACAUUAAAUUUAUCUACAAAUACUACAGAACAUUCUAAAAUAGAUGACCAUGAUGUUGAUAGUCAGUCUUGUAAUGGCACAGAAUCAAUUGCAAGUACGAUUUAUGAUGACACUGACUUUUGUUCUGAUAUGUUCCUUGAUGAUUGGACUGACUCUUGUUCUUCGCCUUUUAAAGAUAUUGAUUUGACCAUACCACAUAGAUGUAUUAUAAAAUAUAUUGUAAAAGAGGUAGGAAAAAUUUGUUUGUCUUUAAAUUCUUGCAAAAGUAAUCACACACAAUGCGUAUGUUAUCUCAGUGGUAUUUGGCUUCAUAGCUUAUUUGAAGUAGGAGAUAUAGUGACCGUAAUGGCAGAAAAAUUCAAUGAUCUCUGGUCAGUAAAUAAUGAUUAUGGUUUUGUUACUAGACACUCAGACUUUUUGGUAUCCGGUACAACAAUUGUUGGAUCAUUAUUCUGUUCACGACGUUCAGUUCUUACUGAUAUAUAUAAGGGUCUUGAUUGUUGUCCGGCUAAUAUGGUUAUGGGAACACUUCUCCAUCAAUUAUUACAAACUGUACUAAAAAGAAAGCAAUUUAGUUACAAUGGCAUUCAAGCUGUAGUAGAUGAAAUGAUUAACAGCCAAGAUUUUAUCCAUACAUUAUAUGAAUCUGAUAUGAAUUUAGAAAUAACUAAAAAAGAGCUAAUGGAUUUCAUACCGAAAAUCCAAAGUUUUGUUAGAAAUUAUGUGGCCGGUUAUCAAACUGGGAAAGAUAAAAAAACUUGGAAUGGUGAAAUAAUGUCAGUUGAAGAUAUAGAAGAAAAUUUAUGGGUACCUGAAUUUGGUGUUAAGGGUAAGGUAGAUGUAACUGUACUAGCAAAAUAUGAUGGUAAAUGCAAAAUAAUGCCAGUUGAGUUGAAAACUGGACGAGCUUCUGGAAGUGAAGAGCAUCGUGGUCAAGUGAUAUUGUAUGUAAUAAUGAUGGCAAAAUUAGGCAUGGAUGUAGAUUCAGGCUUAUUGUUAUAUCUCAGAGAAAAUGUUUUAACCCAAGUCAAAGUUGGACAUAAAGAAAAACGAGAUUUAAUAAUGCUACGUAAUAGACUUGUGCACUAUUUAAAUGCAAAUAAAGUAAUUUCAGAUCCUAAUGAUAACUAUAUUCCAACAUUACCUGAACCCAUAAAUCAUCAUAAUGCUUGCUCAAAAUGUUCAUAUUUGACUACAUGUAGUGCUAUUUUAAGUAAAGAAGGGUUUGAUAAACUGGAUAAUCAUAAUCCGUUAAAAAGUUUAGGCCCUCAAGCUAUAAGCCAUUUAAAACUUGAACAUAUUAAUUAUGUCAUGCAAUGGACAGCUUUAUUACAGUUAGAAAAUUGUAUUGAAGACACUAGAGAUAAUUUAACUGCAAAAACUAGUGACAUAUGGACAUUACCAAUUAAUGAACGUGAAAGCCGUGGACAUUGUAUUUCUUCAUUGAUUGUUAUAAAAGCUGUUAAAGAACAAGGAGACCGUUAUUAUUUACACACAAUGAAAAAAUCAGACAAAUCUAAUAAAAAAAGCUUUAAACUCACAACAUUUUCUGUAAAUAAUUAUUCAAUAAUUAGUACAGAUGAUCGAAAUGCAAUCGCUACAGGUUUUAUUUCUGAUAUUACUGACACUUCAGUGGAUCUAUUAUUAGAUAGGGAUUUAACUAAACUCAAACCAUCAUUAUAUCAUUUAGAUAAAUAUGAAUCACAGUCAAUAGUAGCAUUUAAUUUUUCUAGUUUAGCUCUAUUAUUAGAACCUAGUGAAAAUUCAGCACAAUUAAGACGAUAUAUAAUUGACAAAGAAAUACCAAAAUUUUUACCAAUCAAAAGCAACAUAGAUUUUUUUAUUAAAAGCUCUGGAUUGACUUUAAAUUUAAAUUUUUCCCAAAAAUCAGCCAUUAUCAAGGCUUUAAUUGCUGAAAACUAUGCUCUAAUUAAGGGUAUGCCUGGAACUGGUAAAACAUCAACUGUAGCUACUCUUAUUCGAUUACUUGUAUUGAUGGGUCGGUCAGUGUUGGUCACUUCUCAUACUCAUUCAGCUGUUGAUAAUCUUUUGCUAUUGUUGCAUAAAAAUGGAAUUGAUUUUUUGAGGUUGGGUUCAAAAACUUGUGUUCAUCCUGAUUUAUGGGAAAAAUGUGAUAAAAUUGUUUCUCAAAGUUGUGAUUCAACUGACAAAUUAUCAAAGUUAUACAAUCAAGUGAAUGUUGUUGGAGUGACUUGUCUUGGAUGUGGACAUGCGUUACUUCAAAAACGUAAAUUUGAUGUAUGUAUUGUGGAUGAAGCCACCCAAGUAGUACAGUCAUCAGUCAUAGCUGCUCUUCAUUCUUCUAAGGUAUUUGUUUUAGUUGGUGACCCACAACAACUACCACCUCUAAUCAAGAAUAAAAAAGCAAAAGAUUUAGGUAUGGAUAUCAGUUUGUUUGAAAGAUUAGAUAGGCCAUCUGUUACUGCUGUUCUUCGUGUUCAAUACCGAAUGAAUGGUCCUAUAGCAGAACUUGCCAACAAAUAUACUUAUAAUGGGAGCUUAAAAUGUGCAAAUGAUGCUGUAAAGUAUGCAACAAUAAAACUCAAAGAAACACAUGUUAAAGAUGAAUGGUUGAAAAAUAUUGUAUCAUCAGAUUUAAAUAAGUCUGUUUUACUUUUGGAUACAGGAAUUGUGAAUAGUAGUUCAACAGACACAAAUCUAACAGAAGUGAAAAUUAUCAAACAAAUAAUUUUAAUUUUAAUUCAAGGUGGACUUACAGAAGAAUCAAUUGGUGUCAUUGCUCCUUACAGAGCCCAAGUAACACUUUUGAAAAAUGAAAUUUUGAUUGUGAAUCCCGACAUUGAAGUAAAUACAGUUGAUCAGUAUCAAGGACGAGACAAAGAAGUUAUAAUAUACUCUUGUACAAAGAAUACUGUUGCCAAAGAUGUUGGCAUAUUGAGUGACAAAAGAAGAAUAACUGUGGCUAUAACUAGAGCUAAGCAUAAAUUAAUUAUAAUUGGUGAUGUAAUGAGAAUGAAAAAUUACGAAACAUUCAAUAGCUUAUUUAGCCAUAUUACUAAUAUCAUAAAACUACCUCAAGUUUAAAAUCUUAAACUGAUUUAAUAUUUUAUAAUAAUAACUGAUAACCUUUUUAUGUAUAUUGUGAUGUAAUUUUUUUGCAUAUUUUUUUAGUAAGAUGUCUUUAAAUUAUUACAUUUUCAUUAAUAUCAUUCUCAGUUUUAGAAUACACAU